Prosopis cineraria is the source of this 1178-nucleotide messenger RNA. RefSeq names its product probable pectinesterase 68. The transcript is spliced from 5 exons. Gene Ontology annotation, biological process: cell wall modification. NCBI's taxonomy places the organism in Eukaryota, Viridiplantae, Streptophyta, Magnoliopsida, Fabales, Fabaceae. The record is from RefSeq and is a predicted model, not a curated record. Gene Ontology annotation, molecular function: pectinesterase activity. Bases 62 to 1087 code for a protein of 341 amino acids.
CUCUCUCGUCGAAUGUAUAUAUAAUAUACAUCUCAUACGCUCUCUACUAAAUCUGAUCCUUAUGGCUUUUCCUUGGCCUCUCUCCUUCUCUGUUCAACUGCUCUUUGUUUACACUUUCUCAUUGCAUGCACUAUCUGCAACGGUCACACAACGGGUGGGACCCACCGGUAAUCGUGUGAUCACCGUCGAUGUCAACGGAGGAGGGAACUUCCGGUCGGUCCAAGCCGCCGUUGAUGCUGUCCCAGACAACAAUAGAGUGAACGUCACUAUUCAAAUCAGCGCCGGAUACUACAUAGAGAAAGUGGUCGUGCCGGCGACCAAGCCGUACAUUACGUUUCAAGGAGCUGGGAGGGAGAAGACGGUGAUAGAAUGGCAUGAUCGAGCCAGUGAUCUCGGACCCAGUGGACAACAAUUACGUACUUACAGAACAGCUUCUGUGACUGUUUUUGCCAACUUUUUCUCUGCGAGGAACAUCAGCUUCAAGAAUACAGCGCCGGCACCGAUGCCGGGAAUGGAGGGGUGGCAAGCGGCGUCGUUUAGGAUAUCAGGGGACAAAGCGUACAUGUUGGGAUGUGGAUUCUACGGAGCACAAGACACUCUCUGCGACGAUGCUGGACGACAUUACUUCAAGGAUUGUUACAUCGAAGGUUCCAUUGAUUUCAUCUUUGGAAAUGGCAGAUCCAUGUACAAGGAUUGCGAGCUGCACUCUAUAGCAACAAGGUUCGGGUCAAUAGCAGCCCAAGGUCGAAAGAGCUCAAAUGAGAAGACAGGCUUUGCUUUUGUAGGAUGCAGAGUGACGGGUACUGGGCCAAUUUAUGUGGGCCGAGCAUUGGGCCCAUAUUCAAGAAUCGUUUACGCUUAUACAUAUUUCGACGACAUUGUCGCUCAUGCUGGUUGGGAUAAUUGGAAUCACGACCAAAACAAAAACAAGACAAUAUUCUUUGGAAUUUACAAGUGCUGGGGCCCAGGAGCCACAUCAUUGCAAGGGAUCUCAUGGGCCCCAGAGCUAGAUUUCAAAUCUGCCCAUCCAUUUCUCGCCAAGAGCUUCAUCAAUGGUAGACAUUGGAUACCAGCCUCUGAUGCUUAGUCUAAUAAUAAUGUGUGUUAGUGUGUCUUUGCUAGCAUCUCUGUACCUGUUUAGGACUAAAUACUACAAUAGGCUUCAUAUCUUCUCAUUA